Messenger RNA from Aspergillus homomorphus CBS 101889, 1165 nucleotides. RefSeq lists its product as uncharacterized. The record is from RefSeq and is a predicted model, not a curated record. Bases 41 to 997 code for a protein of 318 amino acids. The transcript has 2 exons. Lineage: Eukaryota; Fungi; Ascomycota; Eurotiomycetes; Eurotiales; Aspergillaceae.
CAAAAUAAUCCAUUUGUACACAACCCGUCGCUCAUUCAGUAUGGCUACUCGAGCGCCGCUUCUGCGCAAGGCUUCAGGGAGUCGCCUGAAGCCUGUGGCAGACUCCCUGGAGACCGUGGGCUUCGUAUCCAAAGGAGACCGGAAAUUGCUAGAUCACAAAGCUCAGAAGGAUUACUAUGACAGUAUUGUUAAAAGAUAUAUGGAGUUCUGCGCUCGUCAUGCGAAAGACUUGGACGCCGCCUGGACUUCUCUCCCCAAGAGCGCCUCGGAUGACGCAACCAAGAACCCGCCAGCUUCCCUCCCCUCGAAACCAACCGGAACAACCACUCCCUCGCCAGCAUCAGAGCUAUCUACUAUUCUUCUCUCCCUUCGGAAGCUCCGAGAGGCCGUCUUGGCCACUGCAUCCACAAUCCCUAAUAUUUUCUCCCAACAAGUCCAUCUCUUCUCGGUCAAGGUCGCCAUUCAAGCCCAACAUCCUCCCUCGUACUCUCCCUCCCUCCGAUACCUCAUUGAAGAGCUCCACAGUCCAUCGCAUCCACUGCCAGACUCCGACUUGAAGGAGGUUAUCUCGUACCAGAUUCUCGAUUAUGCUUGCCGGCUACAGGACUUGGGCGCCGCUUACGAGCUGCGUGCACGUGCGCGGAGGAAGUAUGCGUUCCAUUCGUCCGUGGUCGAUGAAGCUUUGCAUGCGCUCGCACAUGAUGACUGGGUUAUAUUCUGGCGGAUCCGUAGGGGAGUAGAUUCCAACAUGCGCGCCGUCAUGAACUGGGCUGAGGACCGGGUUAGGAGACACGCUCUCAAGGCCGUGGGCAAGGCUUAUCUCCACACGGAUAUCAAGUGGAUCACAGAAGGUUGCACCGGAGAGAAGAACUUGACGUGGGAGAAACUGGUGGAGAUGGAGAAGCUCGGGUGGCAGAAAGAAGGCGACAAGAUUAUCAUUAGGCGGCCGAAGCAGAAACCGCCGGUCAAUUUGACCCCUAUCAAAGAGGCUGCGUGAUGACGAACGGUCACUUUUGUCACUUUAUCAAUGCAUGGCGCUUUAGGGCUUGGGGAUAUGGCGUUUGGUCUAGGGUAAAUGUUUGAAUUGGUUUAGCCAUAGCAUAUUGACGAAUAGCGUCGAGCCGCGAUCGGUUCCUCGAUUAGCGGGGUUGUUAGGCAUCGUUAU